AUGUCCGAUCUUGGUGCGUCUGCUUCAUUCCUCGAACCUCCCUCGACUGGCGAUGACAACGAGGUCGACUCUCUCCCUUCAGAACCCGACUCUGACGAAGUUACGGUCAGUGAGGAUGACUACGAAUCGGAUGCAGAGCGAGAAUGGAAGGAGAGUUUACAGCAGCUCGAGUUGCUUCUCUCUAUGGUGAUCGUACCGUAUAUUGGCAAAUACUUUGGGCGAAAGUUUGCGUACUGGGGUUGGAAACAAUACAUGGAGUGGAACUUUCCCGUCGAAGUUGUGGUUACGAACAAAGCUGCUUUCAAGGGCGUCGGUGCGAUUGAGGCUGCUGCCUCGUUAUGA
Molecule: messenger RNA, 342 nt
Organism: Exophiala aquamarina CBS 119918
Lineage: Eukaryota; Fungi; Ascomycota; Eurotiomycetes; Chaetothyriales; Herpotrichiellaceae
Exons: 2
Coding region: 1-342 (113 amino acids)
Biological process (GO): protein insertion into mitochondrial outer membrane; mitochondrial outer membrane translocase complex assembly
Cellular component (GO): mitochondrial outer membrane
Source: RefSeq, a predicted model, not a curated record